Messenger RNA from Sesamum indicum (sesame), 2040 nucleotides. Lineage: Eukaryota; Viridiplantae; Streptophyta; Magnoliopsida; Lamiales; Pedaliaceae. The record is from RefSeq and is a predicted model, not a curated record.
AAAUAAAUAAAUAAAAAUAAAAAUAUUAGAAGCAACAAAACUGCCGGGUGCUGCACUGUAAACACAGCUGCUCUAUGCUUCCAAACUCUCUCUGCCAUGGAUUACCUUAAAACAGUCGUCCCCUCUCAACUCCUAGCCGAACGCGGCUCCAACCUUGUCGUCAUCAACCCAGGUUCAGCGAAUGUGAGAAUAGGACUAGCACAGCAGGAUGCUCCGAUUAGUGUCCCACAUUGCAUUGCUAGACGCACAUCUCAAGUCCCCAAAAAGAAUGUUCAGGACCAGUUGCUUAAUUCUCAGGUUACCACAGCGCAGCACAUGGAGCGAGAAAGGGCUUAUGACAUUAUUGCAUCGCUGUUGAAAAUUCGGUUUUUAGAUGAGGAGGUGACUAACAGUCAAUACCCACAAAAGAUGGGCCGUGUGGAUUCAUUGCCUCCUCAAAGUAAUAACAAAAAAGAGACAGUUAUUCCAUGGACUGAUGUGUUUGAGAAACGCACAUCCUCAUCCUCAGCUGAAGGAAGUUCACUGAGCUCUGGAGAGUCUUUAGUCCAGAAGGAAGGUAAUGUCAAUGAGGAAGAGGAUCCCGAUUCAACUGGACCUAAAUACAAGGAGUAUAUUUGUGGUGAGGAAGCUCUCAGAAUAUCACCGAUUCAACCAUAUUGCUUGCGUCGGCCUAUUCGCAGAGGGCACCUCAACAUUUCUCUGCAUUAUCCUAUGCAGCAGGUAAUUGAAGACAUGCAUGCUAUCUGGGAUUGGAUUUUGGUUGAAAAACUACACAUCCCUCAUAGUGAAAGGCAUAUGUAUUCUGCCAUUCUUGUUGUUCCGGAGACUUUUGAUAACCGCGAAAUAAAGGAACUCCUAUCAAUUGUACUUCGAGACUUGUGUUUCAGCACAGCAGUAGUCCAUCAGGAAGGGCUUGCUGCUGUUUUUGGCAAUGGCUUAUCGACGGCAUGUGUUGUGAAUAUCGGUGCUCAAGUGACAUCAGUUAUCUGCAUCGAGGAUGGAGUGGCUCUCCCUACUACUCAGAUUACUCUACGAUAUGGUGGAGAGGAUAUAUCAAGAUGUCUCCUCUGGACUCAGCGGCAUCACCAGACAUGGCCACCAAUUCGUACGGAUGCUCUGACAAAGCCCAUAGACUUGUUGAUGCUGAAUAGACUUAAAGAAUCUCAUUGCCAGAUCAGAGAAGGAGAAGUUGAAGCUGUUGCUGUAGUUCAUUCAUAUGAAGACAGUGUGCCACCUGGAUCUCACAAGACAAGACUGACUGCACUUAAUGUUCCUCCUAUGGGUUUGUUCUACCCAAUGCUUUUGGUUCCAGAUGUUUACCCUCCACCACCACGGACAUGGUUCAGUGAUAAUGAGGAUAUGCUGGAAGAAACUUGGGAUUUUCCCAGAAGAUCCGACAUGUCUGAUGGUUACUAUCCUGGUACUAGUGGAUUUUUCCCCAUGUGGGAAAACUACCCUAUAUUUCAAGCUAAGCCAAAAAAACAGGAUAGUAUUGGUCUUGCUGAUGCUAUUACAAAAAGUAUUCUUUCAACAGGUCGUAUAGACCUGCAAAGAAAGUUGUUCUGUAGCAUGCAGCUGAUAGGUGGAGUGGCUUUAACCGAGGGUCUCAUUUCUGCAGUUGAAGAGAGAGUAUUGCAUGCAAUUCCUUCUCAUGAAGCCAUUGAUACAGUUGAGGUUUUGCAAUCUAGAACAAAUCCCGCCUCUGUUUCAUGGAAAGGUGGAGCUAUACUUGGUAUCCUCGAUUUUACACGUGAUGCAUGGAUACAUCGUGAGGACUGGAUCAGGAACGGGAUUCACAUCGGUAGUGGUAGAAAGUACAAGGAUUCGUAUUUUCUUCAAGCCCAAACCAUGUGUUACCUAAAUAACUAGGUUGAACUGACCAACAUACCUGACCCUCUUAAGGAGCUUUCAGCGGCUUUCACAAUUUGGAUUAACGUUUCUGAACUUGUCCCUCUUACAUCCUUGCUCAUGAAAAUACCCUUUGGACCUUUAUGUCUUGUACAUGCUAACAAUAAUUUUUCUUCGAGUUCGAUGUAACAA